AAUGUACUAUUAUAAUUUUGAUGCACAAUCUUUUAUCUAAAAUGCUUAGACAUAUGUUUUGGAAUUUAUAAUUAGAAAAAUAAUAUAAUGCAUAUACCAUGUUUUACACAACACUCCCAGUAUCAUUUGGUCAGUGUAUUAGUCUGCUUUCAGGCUGCUGAUAAAGAUAUACCUGAGACUGGACAAUUUACAAAAGAAAGAGGUUUAGUGGACUCACACUUCCACGUAGCUGGGGAGGCCUCAUAAUCAUGGUGGAAGGUGAAAGGCAUGUUUUGCAUGGCAGCAGACAAGAUAAGAGAACUUGUGCAGGGAAAUUUGCUCCCCCUUAUAAAGCCAUCAGAUCUUCUGAGACUUAUUCAUUAUCAUGAGAAUAGCAUGGGAAAGACCCGCCACCAUGAUUCAAUUAUCUCCCACCAGGUCCCUCCCACAACAUGUGGGAAUUAUGGGAGCUACAAUUCAAGAUGAGAUUUGGGUGGAGACACAGCCAAACCAUAUCAGUCAGCAACCCAUAAUCAAAGAAAUUAACAAUUCUACACUGAAAUAAAUUUAGUAUUCAUAAAUAAACGAAACUACAAUAACUCCACAUCAAGUUCAUGGCAAGUUUGUCUGGCACAUUAGUUUAGAUCAGGUCAAGUUUUUCCAUCGCAUGAAUUAGGAAACAAAGCUUUUAACUUUAAAAAGGUUUUAGGCUUGAGCUAUAUGGAUAAGGGAUUUUGAAUCUAUAAAUACAUGAUUUGUCUGACCAGAAACUAGCCUUUUGGGAAAGAGUUUUUGAGCUUGCUUCUGUUCCAGACAUAUAUUUUGUACUGAAGUUUAUUGGUGUCCGUAGGCCACACCCUCCCCUGGACACAGUGGAGAGCAGCCCUGAUUAUUUAGUGAGUAGUACUCACACUGUCCUCUUGAAAUCCAAUAAAUUCUUGACAAGAAAACUGGCAUCAAACUUAACAAUUACAGUGGAAAAAACUAGUAUUUAUUUAUUUAUUUAACUUGAUAAAGGUCAAAAGAAAGAGAUAUAGACAAGCCUCUGCAGGAAACUGUGGUAAUUUUCUGUCAAUAAAUACCUCAGACUGAAAGUCUUGGUUCUGCAGAUUGUUUCUCCUCUCUGACUGUGAAUUCUCUCUUCCACCCAGUUAAAUUGUUUCCUACUUAUCUUCUGGACUGAAUUUAAAGGAGACAUGAAGGACAUUCAAGGAGGUUCAGGGGUAGGUUGUUGAAGACAUUACUAGAGGAUUUCUUUCCCCUUUAAUCAUUGGCUUUACUUUUCAUUGAAACAUGUUACUUUUAAACUUAAAAAAAAAAAAAACAGUAUUUUAAUGCUGCAAAUGAACCAGCUAAAUUACUUAUUCUGAAAGAAUAAGGAAAAUAAAUGAUACUAGUGAAUAAAAAAUACCUAGCUCUCACAGAAUGCUUUAGUUUAAGUAGUUACAGUAAAGUGCUCUCCAAUUGCAGUAUAUUAGCCUAUAGCAAACCAUUAAAAAUUCUUAUGAAUUUUUUUCUUCCCAAAGAAAACUAGGCAUCAAAUCAGUUAAUAUAAUGAAUUAAAACAACAUCACUUUGGUGGCACAGUUUCAAAACAGAUGGAUUAGAGACAUUCAGAUACUGAACAUUCAACACAAGCUGUGAUUUCAGCAGGGAGUCUUAUUUGGCCUUUGUUCAUCUUAAUUCCAUCAAUUUCAAAUGUUAUUAACAACAAUGGGACACAAUUCCAACAGUGAUGCUUUACACAACCACGUAAAUUUUGAAUAAUUUUAGUCUUUGCACCAUUUUGUUUCUAAGGGCAGGCAUAAUUUUUUUUUAGGAUGCAUUAAAAUAACCAAUAUUCCUUCUAGUGAGCAUUGAAGAGUUAAGCUGUAAAAGACAAUAAAUACUUAGUUUUACUGUUUAUAGGGGAAAUACUACUACUUACCUGAUUUAACUUAGUUAUGAGUAAAAGUUUGGACAGGAAGACUAAGAUGAGCAACCUAACCUCCUGAACCCACUGCUAAAGUCACAGGAUUGUCAAGAAUAAGAAGUUAUUAAUUUUAACGUAAAUGAAAAGUAGUUUUGGAGUAGUUAGAACUAACGUGGGAAAUUUUACAUACAACCACACACACACAUAUACACAACCAUACACACAUAAAGUGUUUUGUGCUUGGGUGUAAACUAAUCAUGAAUCUGUUAAACGGGGAACCAUAUGAUUUGUUCAGUAAAAUUAGUCUGUCAGAAUGGUAAGAGUCAGAAACAGGAACACAGAAAAGGAAAAUAUGAGAGCAGCAGAAAAAGGCAGUGUGUAGCAAGUGAAUGGCAAUGUAAAAUCUGCAGUAAAGCUAGGUGGAAGUGUUUAGAAUCUGAGUAAUUACACAAACUACAGAUGUUUACGUGGUCAGAAAUAUUUUCAAGUCAUAUAAAUGUGCAAGUUUGUAGAAGCCUGGAAACAGAAUGUGGGUAUUUAAAUUUAUUCACUUUGUGGAAGCAGGAAGUGAGGGUCACUAUGUGGGCAGUAUAUAUAGCUGCCUUAGAUUGUCAGAGGUUGCAGAAUUGUGUUGUUCCAGAAAAGUGAGACAAAGACAGUUUCAUUAAUAAGAUUAUUAUGAUAAUAAUAAUGUUACCCAUAAUAAUUUUUACCCAUCUCUGGGUAAAAAUCCUCAAAAAGAGUGGUAGUGCUGAAAUUAAAGAACUGAGCAACACAGCCUGGCCUAUGAUGUGAGUGAGAGUAAGGAUUAAUUGUGCUACUUCCUUAUCCUUAUAACCCCAUCCUCUUACUCCUGCUCACAGAAGCCCCAAUGACAACCCCUGUAGAAGCAGAUUCAUUACAUCCACAUUCACUCAGUAUUUACUCUGUCAAGACCUGAGCUAAGCACAUUCAUAUAUUUAAUAUUAUCUGAGGAAAUUAAUUUGUGAUAACAGCCAUUGCUAUUACUUUAUUUUUCACUAUGAAAUAGAUAUACAGCAAUAUCCGAGGAAGAUUUUUAAAGAUUUUUAGUAUAAUGUGUUUUGUGAUACACAGUGACAUUUUGCGUCUCUCACUCUUUCUCCAUCACAAAAAAAGCCACAGCAAAAAACUACUUGGAACUUAUUUCCUCCUUGUAUUUCUGCAUUGAGUUCUUUAUGAUUGUGAGAGUAACAUCAUAGAUAAAAUGAAGUAAUGUUUAACCUAUGGAGCACAAGUUUAGUAAAAAUAGGGAAUAAAUUUAUGAUUAUCACAAACACACACACACACACACACACGCACACACACAGAGAGAGAGAGAGAGAGAAGGGCGCAGGAAAAUUUUACAUAUUAUUUAACUGAGUAGACUGAAUACAAAAUUCAAAAAUUCAAAGUUCCUAAGGGGGCUGCUUUGUGAAAUACUGUGCCAUAAUAUACAUAUCAUUAGAGAUGAGAAAACUUUAGAUUCAUCAACAAUUUAGAGAACUAUUUCUAAAGAUAAAUCCUUUGAAGAUAAUGUCUUUAUGAACAGGUUUCUUGGGAAAAAAAAAGCUGUCAAAUGCCAGUGUAGCUUUUAUUAUACAUAUAUAGAGAGACAGUACUGAUGAUUUCAGGAAAUAACACAAACACACAUGCAGUCAUUGAGAAUUCUGUCUUAUGGAAGAUGAUACUGAUGCUGUGUGCAGCCAGCUAAUAAACCACUCAGCUGUGAUUAGCAGUAGAAGAGCCUGACCAGAGUAUAAAGUUUUUUACAUGAAUUUUUGUAAAAAGCUAAAAAAAAAAUGCUUUAGAGUGCUUGGCAACAAAUGAAGUCAUUCAUAUAAAAACCAUACGAGGGGCUUCAAAAUGUAAAGAAAGAGGGAUAAAUGUUAUAGAGGUGGUACUUCUUGGCUGCUAAUGGAGAAAGUCCAGUAUUACUUGACAGGUCAAUAACAGCAAAUAAAAAUUACUGGGCUAAUUUUAGUGAACAUCUGUGACGGAGUCCACUAUUUUGGCAGAAGAUAGACCAGGUGUUUGCCUUCUGAGAGCCCUGGCACGUGAGCGGCACACAUUCACCUACAUUCAGCCAAUCAAAAGCAUUCUCCUAGCAUUGAUUUAGUCUGGAUGUAUCAAGAAGCAAUAAGAAUAGUUCAAAAUCUAUUCUGCAUGUGGUAGCAGCAGCAGUAGCCUGCAUACAGUAAUAGAGGUGGGAACAAUGGGGCCAGUAGCAAUUUAAAAACUGCUCAGGAGGCCAAGGUUGGAGGAUCACUUGAGGCUGGGAGUUCGAGACCAGCCCACACAGCAUAGAGAGACCUCGUCUCUUAAAAAAUAAAAAUAAAAUAAGCUAGCCAGGUGUGCUGGCAUGAGAUUGUAGUCCCAGGAGGCUGACUGGGAGAACCACUUGAGUUGAUGAGUUCCAGCCAACAAAGUGAGACCUUGUCUCUAAAAAAAUAAAUAAAUAGUAGACUGUAUAUUCCUUUAGGUAUAUACCCAGUUAUGGGAUUGCUGAGUUAAAUGGUAAUUCUGAUUUUAGGUCUUUGAGGAAUCACCACACUGCUUUUCACAAGGAUUGAACUAAUUUCCACUCCCACCAACAGUGUGAUUAAAGCAAGGAGAGCCAAUCAUGACUGGCAAAACACAGACCAGCAAUGUCACCAAUAAGAAUGACCCCAAGUCUAUCAACUCCCGUGUUUUCAUUGGCAAUCUAAAUACAGCAAUUGUCAAGAAAGUUGACAUUGAAGCCAUUUUUUCAAAGUAUGGAAAAAUAGUUGGAUGUUCCGUACACAAAGGUUAUGCAUUUGUACAGUACAUGAGUGAGCGACAUGCAAGAGCUGCAGUGGCUGGAGAAAAUGCCAGAGUCAUCGCCGGCCAACCACUUGAUAUCAACAUGGCAGGAGAGCCCAAACCAUACAGACCAAAACCUGGAAACAAGAGGCCCCUUUCUGCACUUUACAGACUUGAAUCAAAGGAACCUUUCCUGUCUGUUGGCGGUUAUGUCUUUGACUAUGAUUACUACAGAGAUGAUUUCUACAAUCGGUUAUUUGAUUACCACGGGCGUGUGCCUCCACCUCCCCGUGCAGUAAUUCCACUGAAGCGUCCCAGAGUGGCAGUCACAACGACUCGCAGGGGGAAAGGAGUCUUUUCCAUGAAAGGUGGAUCGAGAUCUACUGCCAGUGGGUCAACAGGCUCAAAAUUGAAAUCAGAUGAGUUACAGACCAUCAAGAAAGAAUUAACCCAGAUCAAAACUAAAAUUGACUCCUUGCUAGGGCGCCUGGAGAAGAUUGAGAAACAGCAAAAGGCGGAGGCAGAAGCUCAGAAGAAGCAAUUGGAAGAGAGUCUAGUGCUGAUCCAAGAGGAAUGUGUGUCAGAGAUUGCAGAUCACUCUACAGAGGAGCCUGCUGAAGGAGGGCCAGAUGCCGAUGGAGAAGAGAUGACAGAUGGGAUAGAGGAGGACUUCGAUGAAGAUGGGGGUCAUGAGCUGUUUCUACAGAUAAAGUGAUCUGAAAUAACGCAUGAUGCCGCAAAGCAGAAAAGAGAAACUGUGACAACCCCCAGAAAUGUGAAAGGAGGUUUCUUACUGGACAGCAGCAUCUUUGGUUCAAUUUAUGUAAAAACCGAAAUAAAUAAAAUGGACAGUAUUGCUCAGUUUUAGAAAUUCCAUUUCUUCUAUGUUUUAAGCUGUACAAUUGUCAGGUUUUUAUGGUUUAAAUUGUAAAUGUGUUUUCCCCUUUGCUAAUUACGUUUUUUUUUUUAGUCUUAAAAUGUGAAAGGCAUUUAUGAAUGGUAAGGGAGACACUAUAUACAAAUGUAUAUUUGUAAAAGCUAUUUUUAUGAUUAGCAUGUUUCACUGUUGAUCAUAUAUAAAGUCAGGUGAUAUUGCAAUUCUGUAUUUAAAGCUUAUUUCCAACAAUGUCAUGUAAGAAAAGAUGCAUCUUAUGCUAGUUUUUAUGAUUUAUUUAUAAUUUAUCGUUUAAAGUACUUCAGAUCAUGAUAAAAUACUUGAAAAAGUUAUAUUUCUGCCCUGUAUAAGCACCCUUUUUAUUAAUAAAGAAUGCAGAUAUUUCAGAUGUGAUGUAAUAGUUAAAGAACUGUUGGUUUGAUCUGUGAUUAAGUUGAGCAUGCUCUGCUCUACUGAACUAAAAUGAUCCAAUUAUUACUUCAGUCUGGCUAUGAGAUUCCAUGGACAAGUUUUAGUGUUCAUACAAGGACUAGAUUGUCAAGGAAACGACUGUCUUGCCCUUGGAUCCAAAAGUUUAAAUUAGUGCGUACGUCAUGUCAUUUCACCUCCUGUUCCUAGGACUCUCCAUUCCCAAGCAUUUCCAGUGUUUUCCAGGUAAUCUUAGCUGUUGUCUUGUGCUGUGGAAAUGGAGGAAACCAUCUUCACAGACUGUAGGAGAAUUCAACAUAUAAUUUCUUAAUAAACACUGUUUCUUUUAAAACAAA
This is a messenger RNA of Symphalangus syndactylus (siamang), 6331 nucleotides long. It is a transcript of the gene RALYL, whose product is annotated as RALY RNA binding protein like. Lineage: Eukaryota; Metazoa; Chordata; Mammalia; Primates; Hylobatidae. Gene Ontology annotation, molecular function: RNA binding. Gene Ontology annotation, cellular component: nucleus. The record is from RefSeq and is a predicted model, not a curated record.